Messenger RNA from Wallemia ichthyophaga EXF-994, 405 nucleotides. RefSeq lists its product as uncharacterized. Lineage: Eukaryota; Fungi; Basidiomycota; Wallemiomycetes; Wallemiales; Wallemiaceae. The transcript has 2 exons. The coding region runs from base 1 to 405 and encodes 134 amino acids. The record is from RefSeq and is a predicted model, not a curated record.
AUGAUCAGAGGAUGUCCAAAUCUUACCCAGUCGACGAUUUACGUUGUUGAGUUCCCCUCUCAAAUUACGUUCAGCUCUUACGUGUCUGAGUUUCUCCGAGACAAGCUAGGAGUAUGGCUUGAAGAUCAUGCAGAUGUCUCAGUAUCUAUUGUUGGUGUCACUACUCAAGCUGGAAGAUAUUUUGGUCAGUUCUACGACAUUGACAACGGAAACUCUACUUUACAACCACGUGGUGUCACUAGCAAAUCUAACAAAAUCAUGCCAAGAUUCGACUCACCAGUAAACAAACUAAAUAGAGAUCCUGAUAUUAAUGAUGCCAACUUCGAGGACGCAGACAUCAACGUUGAUGAGAAUAGAGCCUACUUUGAUUACUUAUUCUCCGACAAAGAGGCAGAAAUAUUAUAG